AUGUGCUCUGCAACGAAUGUGAUGGCUUCGCCAGCUUCUACUUUUGAAAUUCUCGGAGCACAGCGUGCAGACUGGUGUUCAGCGCGCAAGCGUCGCGAUGCUACUGCGCUAUAUACUCUUCUAAGAAGUGGUUGGCCACGCCCACAUUGUUGGCUGGCACUUGCGUUUUUGUCUGUAAUUACGGAAAUUCUUUGUGUUGCUUCAAGUCAAAUGACAUCUUGCUCAGAAAUGGAAGAUCAGUGUGCUGCCUCGCAGAUGCAGGAAUUCGAGUUUUUGCAGUCUAUGUAUUCGCCAGCUGAACUGAGUUUUUCACAUACUGGUGGAGAUUCGAUGUUGCAGCCAUCUGGAAUCACACUGAAACUUAAUGUAGAAGGGGAGUCAGUCAACGUUGAGAUCCGUGUUCCGAAGUUUUACCCGUACGCAGACGCUCCGGCAGCCCUAGUGAGAGCUGAAGACGGUACUUUCGAUUGCGAUGCGAUGAAUAGUGAGCUUAGAAAAUGGAUAUCCGAACAGCAGCUAGGAGUUCCUCUUAUUGCUGAAAUUGCUUCGUGGCUAUUGGAAAACUGUGUUCGUUAUCGAAAAACUGGCAAAGAUUGUAGUGCGCAGCAGACAUCCUCCAGUUUAACUGCGACUUACUCCAGAUAUUUCAUCUUAUCUCAUCAUCUCUAUUCUUCCACAAAGAGAUCUGACAUACUAACUACUGCGAGAAAGCUUCACCUUACCGGCUUCUCCACGCCCGGCAAGCCAGCAGUUAUUGUUGUUGAAGGCGAAACUAAUGCUUAUGUUCUUCAUGCAGAUACGGAUAAAAAGUUUAUGGACUUCCGUGAAAUUGUACCCUCUGGAGGUGGAAAUGCUAUGUCUGAUGUCAAACAGCUGCUCAGUGAACGCGAGCUCGGAGACAAAUUUGAUAUGUUGUACAAUAUGUGA
Messenger RNA from Cylicocyclus nassatus, 927 nucleotides. The record is from the annotation of a GenBank genome assembly. NCBI's taxonomy places the organism in Eukaryota, Metazoa, Nematoda, Chromadorea, Rhabditida, Strongylidae.